AUGGUUUUAAUAGUCUUUCAAAGUGAAUAUGCUUCAAGUUAUCGGGACUUCGUCGAAAUUAAAAUUAAAUACGAUCAUCAAUUCAAAAAUCUAAUCUUAACAACAGUGCUUUUCAAUGAAACAUCUUCUCAUCCCGCAACGGAAUGGAUGAAAACUCGCGACGGUAGAGAAAUGAUACAAUGUGAAGUUCAGUCAACUUUCACAAUGUGUUUUUGUGAAAUUGCAGAAGGAAAUUGCUGGGAUUUCAGUGAAAUUAUGGAGUCAGUAUACACUAUUUCUCGUGAUAUAUCAACAGUCCCUAAAAUCGCCUUUGUAAAAGCUGGAUAUAAUAAAAAAGCAGUCGAAAAUAUUCAAUUGAUAUUGAAUAGUUUACAUAAAAAUGCUCCGGAACUUUCGACGCAAUUGUUGAACUACAGUAUGCCAACGUCUACUUCUAAUAAAAUAUUUGAUAUGAAACACUGCAAAAAAGCGAAAGAUCCAAGUGAAGAAGAUAUUGAAAAAUUGAAAAAUCGAAGAGAAGUUGGACUGCUAAUUCGCCCUGGCAAGCACUACUGUUUCAAGUUUUUCUCUCGUAUACAUCAAGAUUUUUCUCAUGAAAAAUCCACAAUUUUUUUGAUGAUGAGAGAGAAAUUACUCGAUCAAAUCAAUACGAAUGAUGCACUCUAUUUAUGCGAUAAGAAUGAGACUUGUGAAUUUGAGAAAAUCAAAAAGAUUCUCCCUCAAAAACUGGACGAACUUCUUGAAUUCACGAAUUCGAUUUCUGAUAUUUUGAUGGAACACCCGGUGAAUUUUAAAGAAGCGAAAAGAAAGUUCAAGUUUGAUCCAAAAGACGUCUACUACAAUCAACGUUUUCGUGGAAUAGUUAUUUCUUGGAUUUUCGGUGUCGCUCUAUUGCUUCUAGUCUCAAUGAUAGGUAGAUCAGUUUGUAGUUAUGAAAUACCUGAUGAACGAACAACACUACAAGGACGUCAUUUCAAACUGAAAGAUAUCGAGAAAGAAUUGAAGAGAAAACUACUGAAAUCGAGAGGAGAAGAAUCGGAGAAAAGUUGGAGGACUGUGGAAGCGGAACGAGAAAUGCGGAGAGCUAUAAAAUUGGAUAAGAAGAGAGAAAAAAAGAGAAAAUUGGAGAAAAACAAUGUAAAAGAAUUCCCUACAUUACCAGAGAAUUCACCGCCAGGAGGGAAUGAGAGAAACAUAAAAAUUAGAAAAAAUGAUUCGGAGUUUGAACUUCAAAAUACACAAGAGGAUAUCGCUGAAUUUAUUGGAACUGCUGUUGAGGUGAGCCCUCCACUUCAACCAGCUACACCAGUUCGUCGCCGUCAUGAGAAAUCUCUGCCAAGUAGAACUGAUCAAGGAACAUUUGUUCCCAAUAUUAUAUCGGAUAACGCGGCUGCACAGAGAUCACUGAUGAAGACACAAACUGUAUCGGAUCCAGAUGUUUUAGCUACGCCGCCUACUCCUUCUACUCCUCUUUUGGGUGGACAUCAACCUUCUACUCCUCUUUUGGGUGGACAUCAACCAAAAGUUAGAAGAAUUUCUCGUCCGAAGACACCGCUUCCUCACGGACAAAAGCAGAGUAGGGCACCAUCUUCUCAAUCAAGAUGCGAUCCAUCCGACGGAAUUCCAAAAGCUAUAUCAAGAACGCCAAAAGAAAAGUCAUGGCUCCGAUUUUGGACUUGA
Messenger RNA from Caenorhabditis remanei, 1680 nucleotides. RefSeq lists its product as uncharacterized. Bases 1 to 1680 code for a protein of 559 amino acids. NCBI's taxonomy places the organism in Eukaryota, Metazoa, Nematoda, Chromadorea, Rhabditida, Rhabditidae. The record is from RefSeq and is a predicted model, not a curated record. The transcript is spliced from 7 exons.